AUGGAUAAGCAAUUGAAUGAUGUUCUGACUCAAUGCUCCUCGACCAAUGGUGUCAUUGGUAUGGUUUGUGUAGAUGAGUCAGGUCUGUGCUUGAAGGCCACUGGAUCUGCCAACGCAUCAACCGCAGGAUACUAUAGAGCUCUGAUCGAGAAGGGAAAGCUAUUAAAGAACGAGACACCAAACAUUACUAUAGAGACUGAUUCAUCCAAUAUCUUUAUUCAAGAGACUGACAAGGUCACCUUUGCACUCCACAAGCUCCCAUAA
Molecule: messenger RNA, 264 nt
Organism: Acytostelium subglobosum LB1
Lineage: Eukaryota; Evosea; Eumycetozoa; Acytosteliales; Acytosteliaceae
Exons: 4
Coding region: 1-264 (87 amino acids)
Biological process (GO): positive regulation of TORC1 signaling; cellular response to amino acid stimulus
Cellular component (GO): lysosome; Ragulator complex; cytoplasm
Molecular function (GO): guanyl-nucleotide exchange factor activity
Source: RefSeq, a predicted model, not a curated record